ACUACCAGUGAGAAAAGUUCGCGGUCUAUUUUCGGGACUCGAACCGUUCCAUUUCAUCCCAUCCUAUGCCUGUGCCCCAUCAUCAGUCCCGUUCCCAUCCUUAUCCAUCCAUUCGCAUCCCGAGAGGCAACUGCGGUUCAACAGCCGCUUGGCUAGCCUCAUGCCGAGAAUCCCCAUAAACUAAACUGAAUCAAAGCAAACCAAAAGCAUCGGCCAUCGGCUGGUGUAGGAAAUGUGGAGCUAUUUUUAAGCACUGGGGCGACAUUUUUCUUGUUUUCUCCCCGAUUUGCUAGCGAAAACAUACAAAAAUUUGCAAAAAAAGAGCAGUCGGCACGAUAUUAAUAAAAGCAGCGCUGCCGCUGCGUUGGAUUCGUGGUAUUCGGGUGGUUAUUCUGGCGGAUCGUGUGCCUGUCCACUGCAUUUGUAAUUUUGCCCGUGGAGUUGCACAUUGUGUCAUUUUAGCUGGGCGGAAAAUAGCAAGAUGAAUGUGGAAAAGCUAAAGCGCCUGCAGGCCCAGGUUCGUAUAGGUGGCAAGGGCACACCUCGCCGAAAGAAGAAGGUCAUGCACCAGACUGCGGCCACCGACGAUAAGAAGCUGCAGAGCUCCCUUAAAAAACUAUCAGUGAGCACAAUCCCGGGCAUUGAAGAAGUCAACAUAAUUAAGGACGACUUAACCGUGAUUCACUUCAACAACCCCAAGGCACAGGCAUCUCUUUCGGCCAAUACUUUUGCCGUCACGGGUCACGGCGAAACCCGGAAGGUCGUGGAAAUGCUGCCGGACAUUCUGCCCCAGUUGGGUCAGGAAACAGUUGUCCAACUGCGCAUGUAUGCAAACGCCAUGAACAAUCAGAAAGGAGGUUCUGGCAGCGGAGAGGGAACUGUUACCACCGAGGAGGAUGAUGACGUUCCCCUGCUCGUUGGAGAUUUCGAUGAAGUAGCUAAGGUGGAGGCCACAAAGCUCUCGGAACAGGCUACAAAAGAAUCUGUAGAGAACAAACCAACCGAUAAGCCACAACAGUUGCUCAAGAAGGAUCAAAAGCAGUCACAGAAAACUCCGGAGGCAGCCAAAACAAACGAAAAACCUAAGGAGAAACAGGAGAACAAGAAGGCUCAAUCCAAGGAAGGAAAGAAGAACGAUCAGGCCAACAGAGACAAGCCAAAUAAGAACAAGGAACAUGCCAAGGGACAGCAGACCCCUCAAGCUAGCAAAGAAAUUGCACAAGUUGCAGAAACGCCAAGGUUGGAACUUCCAAAGCCAGCGGCAGAACAGAAGAAGGAUGACAUAAAACCCGUUGACCAGAAGAUAGAAACCAAGCCUGCGGAAAAAAAGGGGCAGCAAUCUAUACCCACUGAAAUCGAACAGAAAAUUGAAUCUAAACCCACUGAGAAGAAAGUAGCGCCACCAAAAUCGGCUGAAAAAUCGGUGGAAAAGACAAAACCACUUGAUCAGUCCAAAGACAAUGCCAAAAUAUCGGAACAGCCGAAUCCUACUGGUAAACAAGUGGGUCAGAACUCCCAGCCCAAAUCCCCUGAUCAGAAGAUAGGGCCCCUAGAGCUGGCGGAACAAAAGAAGGACAUCAAUCCAGCGGAGGCAAAAAUUGAAACACAGAGUCCUACUCCUGCAGGAAAGUCACAACCGCCUCUUCCAGUCCAGACUCUCGCACAGAUUGUUGCCUCGGAGCCGCCCAAGCAAUCUGAUCUUUUAGAGAAAUCUGUUGGGGAAACGGCACCUGCUCCCAAAAUUGAGGAGCCUAUAAAGGAAUCGCCUCCUCCAGCUAAGAUAGAGCCAGUUAGUCCGUCAUCUGCACCUAUCAAACCUGAUGAGGCACCCAAGAGUUCUACUAAUGAAGAGUCACUAACAAAGACUGCUCCCAAGCAGGAAUCACCACCAAAGAGUGCACCCAAACAGGAGUUGCCGUCUAAGAGUGCUCCCAAACAACCUUCUCCACCUAAUGGUGCACCUCCCCCACAAAAUACAACAGAGAAACCAAAACAAGGUACUCCCACACCAGCUAAACAGAUUACACCACCAGCCGAUAUCGAGAAAACUUUAGCUCCAGAAACUAUCAAAAAUCCGGCUCCGAUUUCACAGGCACCACUUAAAGCUCAGGAUCAAGCAACACCAACGCAGGCGGCGAAGUCAAUUGUAGAUGCAAAACUUGCUGCCAAGAAGGAGACACCUCCACCAGCUGCAGCUCCUGCAGAGGCGCCAUCUCCAGUUGCUCCAUCCCCAAUGGGCCCCAGUACUCCACCGUCGACUCCCACUUCGGCGCCGCCAACUGCAACGGCAGUGACCCCACCAUCUCCCGCCGCAGGCUCUCCUCCAAUUACUCCGUCUCCGAAGCAGGUUCCUCAAGCUAAUUUGAAGAAACAAGAGGUAGGGCAAAAGCCAAAGCAGCAGCAACCAGCUAGCAAGCCUCAGCAGGCGCAGAAGCAGCCACCAGGAGGAGCAAGUGCAGCAGGGGGAAACAAGCCCCAGCAGAAGCAGACAAAUCCCAAUGCCAAUACUAAACCAACAGUUGCUCCAAAGCCAGGUCAGGCAACAGGGAAACCGGCGUCCGCAUCUCCAAAAGCUUCCAACCAGCCAAAUCAGCAGCAACAGCAGGGAAAAGCAGCAAGCAAAGCCUCUCCUCCCAAGCAAUCAGGAGGCCAAUCAACUGGAGGGCAGCAGAAGCCAGCGGCCAACUCUCCGAAGGCCACACCAUCUCCGAAGGCAACCGGCUCUCCAAAAGCAUCCUCUCCUAAGGGCUCAACCCCUCCUAAUAUCCCUUCUGCCCCUGGAGGCUCCAAUUAAACCUCUCUUCU
Molecule: messenger RNA, 2805 nt
Organism: Drosophila eugracilis
Lineage: Eukaryota; Metazoa; Arthropoda; Insecta; Diptera; Drosophilidae
Gene: uncNacbeta
Product: proteoglycan 4
Exons: 2
Coding region: 482-2794 (770 amino acids)
Cellular component (GO): nascent polypeptide-associated complex; cytosol
Source: RefSeq, a predicted model, not a curated record